AUGUUCUUCCUUUCUCCUCUUCUGCUUCGCAGCCACAGCAAACGGCUGCUCGUGCAGCUGAAAAGUGCAGCCCUUUCCAACUUUUACUACAUGACUCACAAAUCCCCUGCCAAGAAGAAUACAAGGAUUGCCCUAAGAAAAUAUGAUCCCAGAGCGGGACAGCACGUGAUGUUUUAUGAAACGCGGCAGCCAGGAGAAGGGAACAAGAAGCGCCUCACCCUGCACCUGCAGAAGUAUAUACAUUGGACCGGGAAGAACAUGAAGCUCAUGGCAAAGAGGGUUGAGAGGGCUUGGGAAUACGGUGCUUUCCAAAAAUACUUCGACGAAAAAUACCCUCAGCUGACCGACAUUAGAGGAAGGAGCUUACCCCGAAUGAAGUAA
Cyclospora cayetanensis is the source of this 381-nucleotide messenger RNA. RefSeq lists its product as uncharacterized. Lineage: Eukaryota; Apicomplexa; Conoidasida; Eucoccidiorida; Eimeriidae. The transcript has 3 exons. Gene Ontology annotation, biological process: translation. Gene Ontology annotation, molecular function: structural constituent of ribosome. Bases 1 to 381 code for a protein of 126 amino acids. Gene Ontology annotation, cellular component: large ribosomal subunit; ribosome. The record is from RefSeq and is a predicted model, not a curated record.